GGACGGUGAGGCUUCAAAACUCGAUUGUCUGAGCGGUCAUUGUCCGUAGCCAUCUUGGCUCAAGGGGGGUCGCUUGUUGGGCUGCCCCCCGCUUCGUGAAGAGCAUGUACGCGAAUCCAAUACUACACAGUGUGUGGUCCACGAUAAGGUGACGGUAUGCGGCCGAUCUGUCUCGCCGCCGCCGUGGGGUACGCCAUCUUGCGCGGGGUGACCGCCCUCGGCCUCAGCCUCUCCCAGGAAAGCAGAACAGGCGGCGCGGGGGCGUCGGCAGCGAUAUUCGCCCAGGUGGCAAACACGUCCGUGUGGCCAGAACUCCGGGGCUGCAUACGUAACGUCGCUGAGGCUGCGAGGCACCAUCCGGGGCUCUCCAAGCUCGACCUCCACGUGGCGCUGACGCGUGCAGACGCGGCAUUGGAAGACGAGGUGAGGCGGAUGCGCACGGAGAUUCCAGGCCUCUCUGAUGCCUUCGCCAGCGUCGUGCAGAACCGGGGGGCAGACAUCGGCGAGUUCAUGCAGCAGGUGCAGUACGUACACCAGCACAGCAGCAAUUUCAGCUACGACCUGGUGCUCAAGAUCCACAGCAAGUCCUCCAGAGGCAACUGGCGCAGGCGGAUGCUCAGCACUCUGUGCGGCGGCCCCGGCCAGGUGAGGACCAUCCUCGGCAUGUUCGGGGAGAGGCCGCGCCUUGGCCUCGUCGGGCCCUACAAGCUGGUCUGGACGUAUGACACCCCCAACGAAGACGUGUUCGGGUCGCUCGGCGACUACGGCUUCCGCGUUGGUGACACGGAGAGGAAGAUGGCGAACACGUGGGAAAUCAUCUACCCCGGCGAGCACUCCUUUCCCCCGCGCGAUCGCUACCUGAUCAGCGGAGGGUCGAUGUUCUGGGUGCGCCCAGGGCCGCUGCUGUCGGACGAGUUCCAGAGCGCGAUCCCGAAAUUCCUCAGCGUGUGGGACGAGGGGUACAACCGUAGCUGCACAACGGCGGCGUGCGAUCACAUGUUCGCCUUGGAGCGGGUGAUCCCGACCAUCUAUUACGGAAGGUACCGGCUGGACUAUGCGCAGGCACCAAAAUAUCAGAACAAGUAGUGUCAGAGACGUUCGCAAUUCGCUUGGCCGUGUGAUAGAGACCGACGUUACUACGAGUUUGGGCAGAUUCGGACGCGUAGCCGACGAUGGCCCAAGGCGAAUAUUAUAGGCAGACGAUCGUCAAAGUUGGCCUCCACCUUCCGCACGUGGGUGGGUUAGCCAAUUUGUGUCUCACUGGAGAGCUUGACAUGCACAUGUGUCCACGUCGGAAAAGUAUCGCCU
Prorocentrum cordatum is the source of this 1308-nucleotide messenger RNA. The record is from the annotation of a GenBank genome assembly. Lineage: Eukaryota; Dinophyceae; Prorocentrales; Prorocentraceae.